This is a messenger RNA of Medicago truncatula (barrel medic), 878 nucleotides long. Its product is annotated as eukaryotic translation initiation factor. Lineage: Eukaryota; Viridiplantae; Streptophyta; Magnoliopsida; Fabales; Fabaceae. Gene Ontology annotation, cellular component: eukaryotic translation initiation factor 4F complex; cytoplasm. Gene Ontology annotation, biological process: translational initiation. The coding region runs from base 33 to 650 and encodes 205 amino acids. The record is from RefSeq and is a predicted model, not a curated record. The transcript has 5 exons. Gene Ontology annotation, molecular function: RNA 7-methylguanosine cap binding; translation initiation factor activity.
CUGAUCCUCUUCUCUUCUCGACACAAAGAAACAUGGCAACAACAGAACCAAUCGUUGAAGGCGCUACCGCGGCAGAGGAAGUGGCGGCGGUUCCGGUACCCGCUCCGGAGACAGGGCUAAAACACAAACUAGAGAGAAGAUGGACUUUCUGGUACGAUAACCAAUCCAAACCUAAACAAGGUGCUGCUUGGGGAUCCACUCUUCGUAAGGUUUACUCCUUUGACACCGUUGAAGAGUUUUGGUGCUUGCAUGAUCAGAUAUUCAAGCCCAGCAAGUUGCCUAGCAAUGCUGACUUUCACUUGUUUAAGGAUGGGAUUGAACCAAAAUGGGAAGAUCCCGAGUGUGCCAAUGGAGGAAAGUGGACUCUCACCAGCAAAUCAAAGGGCAAUCUUGAUACCAUGUGGCUCGAAACUUUGAUGGCUUUGAUUGGCGAGCAAUUUGGAGACACUGAGGACAUUUGCGGCGUAGUUGUGAGUGUGCGCCAGUGGCAAGACAAACUUUCAUUGUGGACGAAAACAGCCGCAAAUGAGUCGAACCAGAUGAGCAUUGGAAGGAAGUGGAAGGAAAUCAUUGAUGUUAGCGACAAGAUGACAUAUAACUUUCAUGAAGAUGCUAAAACCCGAGGUGCAAAGGCUCGAUACACUGUAUAAACACUACCAGAGCAUUUUUCCGCGCUUGUGCUGGCAAUGCUGUUGUAUGCCAUUUGUAUUAGAAUUCACUUCCGUUUGGUUGAGGUGUUAAUUUUGUUUUUGUUCGGUUAUCCCACUUUUGGGUAUAAUACUACUAAACCUUGUUCCAAUUCUUGACAUAUUCACAGUUUCCUUGUAACGUUCUAAAAGCAUGAAAUUUUGAAUAUUUUUACCACAGUUUUCCAUGGA